This is a messenger RNA of Caretta caretta (loggerhead turtle), 3722 nucleotides long. It is a transcript of the gene RBFOX3, whose product is annotated as RNA binding fox-1 homolog 3. Gene Ontology annotation, cellular component: cytoplasm; nucleus. Gene Ontology annotation, molecular function: mRNA binding. The record is from RefSeq and is a predicted model, not a curated record. NCBI's taxonomy places the organism in Eukaryota, Metazoa, Chordata, Testudines, Cheloniidae. Gene Ontology annotation, biological process: regulation of alternative mRNA splicing, via spliceosome; nervous system development.
GCGGAGCCGCCGCCGCCUCCCUCGCCAGGCACCGACCCGCCGCCGCCGCCGCCCGGUGCUGCCCGGGAGAUGCCGCUCGGCGCCCGGGGCUCGGCUGCGCUCCGGCCCCCGCCGCAGGGACCCGUGAGCAGGUUCAGAAGUUGCCACGGAGACCCUGACGGCUCUUGCCUCCGAUUCUGAGGGCCAGCAAAGUUCGUGAAUUAACGGCACCAGGCCCAGACCCACAGUGCCCUCAGUGAGAGGUGCCCCUCCUUGGAGGAGAAGUUCUGGGCCAGACUGGGCUUUCUCUAAAGGCUAGAGAUGGUGCUUCUGCAGUGUGUAUGAUUGGGCAAGACAUCACCGUGGGACGUGACCUCAUUGAACUGGCGCGGUGGAUUCCACGGGGUGGUGCGGCUAGCUGAGCUGGAAGCCCCAAGUGAAGGGAGUGAUGAAGAGGUCUGAUCGGAGUGGAUUUGCUGUCUGGGUCCAUCCCAACUGCUUCAGGCAAGGGCACACUCCUGUCGUCAGCCCCAGAUCAGCCCCUGUGCAGUGGUGUAGCUGUGGAAGCUCAAGGGGAAGCAGAAUCAGGCCAUUAAUUAUUCAUUAUUACUCGUAGAUGAGAGUCCAGUGUGCGCACCACAGGGGAAACUUUGCUGAAUAAAAGAGAAGUCAGGAUGGUGGGUUGGGGAGAUUGCCAUCGACUCCACGGCUCCGUAAUGCCCUGCCUCGGACAGAGGGAGCAGCAGGAGAGCCCGGGCCAGGCAAGGCACAAACCGAGUUGGGAACAGCAAGGACACCCAAGAGGAUUUAUUUUUGGUCCCUCCCCCCGUUUUUAAUAUCGAAUCAGCUCCCCUCACCCCCACCCUUCCUCGCUCUGUGACUCGUGCUUGGGAUCUGGGGGCUCGCUUCUUUCCCCUGCCCAAGUUGGAAUCCUUUCUCCGAUCCUCGCACCACGAGCAGCUGAGCACCAGCAUGAUGGACACUGAUGGCCAGCUCUGACGUGCAUGGCGGCCUGUGGCGAGUGACCGCGCUGUGCCGGCGAGGGACCCGAGGCGAUAGGGCACUGCUGCCAAGCCACCCACCAGCACAAAGCCCAGAGAAAUCCCGGGAAGAGAGAGACUGCGAGGGAGCACAGUGCGGGUCACCUCCGCCAGCUGCACGGGGAGUGGAAGGGGAACCCCACACCCUCUCAUUGCGCUGCUAGGCCAGCUCACCUGAUUGCUCCUCUCUGGUGCUGCACAUCCCCGCUGCCGACAUGAUGAUGUAUUUCUGGGGUAAUCAGGACGCCACGGCUCCUCCUGAAGCGAUGGCUCAGCCCUACCCCCCAGCCCAGUAUCCUCCGCCUCCCCAGAAUGGAAUCCCUGCAGAGUACGCACCCCCGCACCCGCACCCUCACCCCACACAGGAUUACUCGGGGCAGAGCACGGUACCGGAGCACGCCAUGACCCUCUACACACCAGCACAGAGCCACGCUGAGCAGCCGGGCACCGACGCCGGCACGCAGUCCAUAGCAGGGACGCAGACGGUAUCGGUAAGAGCCCCCAUGGAGCCCCGGGUGGGCAGCGGGGCUUUUCAGCAGACAGAUGAAGCCGCACAGACAGAGAGCCAACAGCUCCAUUCCUCAGAGAACUCAGACAAGCAGCAGCCCAAGAGGUUACAUGUCUCCAACAUCCCCUUCCGAUUCCGGGAUCCAGACCUGCGGCAAAUGUUCGGGCAAUUCGGGAAGAUCCUCGACGUGGAGAUUAUUUUCAAUGAGCGGGGCUCCAAGGGUUUUGGGUUUGUAACUUUUGAAACUAGCACAGAUGCCGACCGGGCACGAGAGAAGCUGAAUGGCACAAUCGUAGAGGGACGGAAAAUUGAGGUGAAUAACGCCACAGCCCGAGUCAUGACGAACAAAAAGGCUGCAAAUCCCUACAUCAAUGGCUGGAAGCUGAACCCAGUGGUGGGAGCUGUCUACAGUCCUGAAUUCUAUGCAGUAACAGGGUUCCCUUACCCAGCCACGGGGACAGCCGUGGCAUACCGAGGGGCGCACCUACGGGGCCGGGGGCGUGCUGUGUACAACACAUUCCGCGCCGCACCCCCACCUCCACCUAUCCCCACCUAUGGCGCGGUCGUUUAUCAGGAUGGAUUCUAUGGCGCUGAAAUUUACGGGGGUUACGCAGCCUACAGAUACGCCCAGCCGCCAGCAGCGGCAGCAUACAGCGACAGCUACGGCAGAGUGUACGCAGCUGCGGACCCAUACCACCACACCAUCGGCCCUGCUGCCACGUACAGCAUCGGCACCAUGGCUAGUCUAUACCGAGGAGGGUACAGCCGCUUCACUCCCUACUAGCAAGACACCCAGCCCCUCACCACACUAACACUGACUGCUCACUAGAAACCAAACAAACCAAACUAAGCAAAGGCAGAGCCUCCCGGAAGAACACGGUGCCCCUGCCAGGGGCCAGGGCUCUGCCCCGUACCUAGAACCAUAGGUUUUUACCUCAAGCUGCUCUCAUCCCGCGUCUCAUGUCUCUUUGCUCACCCACCUGUGUCUGUCUGUGACCUGCCCUGGCUGAACUGACUGUGUUGUAAAGCAAGCAGCCUGGCCACUGCCCUGCUGCGGGGCUGGGGCGGGGUCCUGCUCUCCCUAGACAUACAACCAGCAGCAAACCAUGGGAGAGAGCCCGGGCUGAGCCCCCUCCUCUGCCCCCGCUGCCAGGAACACGUGAAGUCCAAAGGCCAUGGCAUUCCAAGAGAGCUGCCUUCCUGCGCAGAGCCGCACCUGGGCCUGGCACAGUCUUCCAUUCUCUGGGCCUCUUCAUUGCCCCAGCUCCCUCCAGCACGCCCUCUGGCAGGCAAGCCUGCUCCUGCUAGGCCAGGCUUGUUCUUCUUGUGCAGGCGCCUGACCACAGCCAGGGCCCCUGGGCGGGGCACUGCUCACACAAGGGAAAGGAGCGGAGGGUUUGUCCCUUAGGAUAACAGGCUGUCUGGCAAAAUGGGCCGGGAGCUGUGGGCAAGGUGGAGGGUGCAGGGUAGCUAGCACUAGCAGGGAUAGCUGAGACUGGGGGGCAAUGAGCAUGGCCCCACCCCAAGACUACACUGGGGAAUAACACCUGCAUCCCUCUGCACAGCCUUUGGCCGAGACUUGGAACCUCCCAUGUGCGCCUGGCUCUGGGGAGCUGCACAUCAUCAUCGUCACAGCUUGGGGGGGGGGGGGGCAGCCUGUGUUUCAGGCCAUGAGAUGCCCUAGUGCCACAGGCCAGCUGGAGUUAGCUUGUCGUCCCUGGCCCAGCCACAUCCACCCCCUUCAGUCACUACGGGGGGAGAGGGAGAGACUGGAGUCAAGAGCCAGACUGCUCUGUGGGCCAGGCUAGGGUAAAGGACAAAAGCCGCCUAAUGAGAGAAGAGCUGCUUGGGGUGCAGGCCCAGCCAGGGGGCGAGCUCGGCCGUCUGCCUGGGCCUUUCUGGGGGGGACAACAGAACCCACUACACAGUCCUGGAGCCACUUUGUGCCAGCCCCACCCCACCUGCCCCUGGUGUUUGCUGAGCUGCCCCGGCAUUGGCAGUCCAUGCGCACAGGGCACAUGGGACACUGUGUGGCUGAGCUGGGCCCCAGGGCUGCGAAUGGCCAUGGGGUCGGGCGGGCUGGAGUCCAGCGGCCCCGCCUGCCUGGCUGCGCCCCGUGGCCCCGCUGUGGGGCUGACCCUGGGCGCUGCGCUCAGCUCCCGGGUGGCUGCACAAGUUCUACCUUUCUGUUUGUG